This is a messenger RNA of Andrographis paniculata, 1518 nucleotides long. RefSeq lists its product as uncharacterized. Bases 202 to 1260 code for a protein of 352 amino acids. The transcript has 12 exons. The record is from RefSeq and is a predicted model, not a curated record. Gene Ontology annotation, cellular component: endoplasmic reticulum; COPII-coated ER to Golgi transport vesicle. Lineage: Eukaryota; Viridiplantae; Streptophyta; Magnoliopsida; Lamiales; Acanthaceae.
AUUUAUUGUAUUGCGUAUAAUCGUCUAAUUAGGCGAGGAACAUUUUUGCGUUUGUCUCGUCAGUCCGCAGGCGGAGAUUUGUCGAGAGCUUGCAUGAAUGUCGAUUUUGGUUUUUCCCAGUGGUAGGUACAUUGCUUCCUUGUUUGGUUGAUCUGGGCGGAAAUUAGGGCUAGAAAACUAAGUAGGAAACGAAUACAGAAAAUGGGGAAUUUGAAGCAAGCACUGAAAAGUCUCGAUGCGUUUCCUCGCGCAGAAGAGCAUUUGCUGCGGAAGACAAAAUCGGGGGCUCUCGUUUCUAUUAUUGGACUGGCAAUCAUGGCAACUUUGUUUGUGCAUGAGUUGACAUAUUAUCUCACAACAUAUACUGUGCACCAGAUGUCAGUUGAUUUAACACGUGGAGAAACACUUCCGAUCCAUAUAAACAUGACAUUUCCUUCUUUACCGUGUGAUGUUCUAAGUGUAGAUGCAAUUGAUAUGUCAGGCAAGCAUGAAGUUGAUCUUGACACAAACAUAUGGAAGCUUUGUUUAAGUAGUGACGGCCACAUCAUUGGUACUGAGUAUUUGUCUGACCUUGUGGAGAAGGAACACACGGCUCAUAGUCAUGAUGACCAGAAAGACCAUCAGGAGGACUCUGACCAUAAAAUUAAACUCCACAAUCUUGAUCAAGAAGCUGAAGAUAUGAUAAAAAAGGUGAAGCAUGCAUUAGCUACUGGUGAAGGUUGCCGGGUGUAUGGUGUUUUAGAUGUGCAGAGAGUUGCUGGAAACUUCCACAUCUCAGUUCAUGGAUUAAACAUUUUUGUGGCACAGAUGAUGUUUGAGACUUCUUCUCGUGUUAAUGUGAGUCAUGUCAUUCAUGAUUUAUCAUUUGGACCUAAAUAUCCUGGGCAACAUAACCCACUAGAUGAUACGGUCCGGAUUUUACAUGAAGCAAGUGGAACAUUCAAGUACUACAUAAAGAUCGUUCCAACGCAAUACAAGUAUAUCUCAAAGAAUGUUUUACCUACAAAUCAGUUUUCUGUCAAUGAGUACUUUUCUCCAAUUAAUGAGUUUGAUAGGGCAUGGCCAGCUGUGUACUUUUUAUAUGAUUUAUCACCAAUUACUGUGACCAUUAGGGAAGAACGCCGCAGCUUUCUCCACUUUAUGACCCGCCUUUGUGCAGUAUUGGGUGGUACAUUUGCUGUUACAGGAAUGCUUGAUAGAUGGAUGCACAGGCUCAUUGAAGCGCUAACAAAACCAAACACCAGAAGCAUUGUUCGGUGAUUCCGGGCGCAAAUGUGCUGUACUCAUAACAAGGAAUUCGACAGUGCAGAAAUGAUACGAUUCUCGAGAAAUGAGCAAAAACUCACAGGGGACUUCACUAGCUGUUAGAUGAAAUGGCAUCCUCAGUUGUUAAGAUUCUUGCAUCAUGGUAAGUUUCAUAUUUUGGAAUCUUACCCUCCACAAUUUAAUGUUGACUGCAGAUAUGUUUUAUGAGAAUAUAUAUUGAUGAAGAAAUGGAUUUGGUAUUUGUUGAUAUUA